This is a messenger RNA of Parus major (Great Tit), 7797 nucleotides long. RefSeq names its product ligand dependent nuclear receptor corepressor like (gene LCORL). The transcript is spliced from 6 exons. Gene Ontology annotation, cellular component: nucleus. Lineage: Eukaryota; Metazoa; Chordata; Aves; Passeriformes; Paridae. Gene Ontology annotation, biological process: regulation of transcription by RNA polymerase II. Gene Ontology annotation, molecular function: DNA binding. The record is from RefSeq and is a predicted model, not a curated record. The coding region runs from base 94 to 1650 and encodes 518 amino acids.
GAAAGUAUUUUAGAAGGGCUUUAUGGACCAAGGCUACGAAGAGACCUCAGUUUAUUUGAAGACUGUGAGCCAGAAGAGCUAACUGACUGGUCUAUGGAUGAGAAAUGUUCCUUUUGUAAUUUACACAAAGAAACAGCCAGUGAUCGUGCAUCAGUUUUCGGUUCUUCACAGUCAACGCCUACAGAGGAACUGUCAUCUCAGGGCCAGUCCAACACUGAUAAGAUUGAAUGCCAAGCAGAAAACUAUCUAAAUGCACUCUUUCGAAAGAAAGAUCUUCCUCAGAACUGUGAUCCUAACAUUCCCCUAGUUGCUCAGGAAUUAAUGAAAAAAAUGAUCCGUCAGUUUGCGAUUGAGUACAUUUCAAAAAGUAGCAAAAUUCAAGAGAACAGAAAUGGUUCAUCAUUUGAGCCAAGUCUGAUGUGUAAAAGUAUCCAAAUGAACCAAACGGAAAACUCCCUUCAGGAAGAACAGGAUAGCCCUCUAGACCUCACUGUGAAUCGAACUCAAGAACAGAAUACUCAGCAAGGGGAUGGAGUACUAGAUCUCUCUACAAAGAAAAGCGCAAGGUUGGAAGAACCAAAAUAUGAUCCAUUGUGUUCUGAAAACUCAGUGUCUGGGAGACUACACAGAAACAGAGAGGACUAUGUGGAAAGAAGUGCUGAGUUUGCAGAUGGUUUGCUCUCAAAAGCUUUGAAAGACAUUCAGUCUGGAGCACUGGACAUAAAUAAAGCAGGCAUACUUUAUGGCAUACCUCAAAAAACUUUACUUCUCCACUUAGAAGCCUUACCAGCAGGAAAGCCUGCACCUUUUAAAAAUAAAACUCGAGAUUUCAAUGAUAGUUAUUCAUUUAAAGACAGUAAAGAAACUUGUGCAGUCCUACAAAAAGUAGCCUUGUGGGCAAGAGCUCAAGCAGAGCGCACAGAAAAAAGUAAACUCAGUCUACUUGAAACCUCAGAAUUAAAAUUCCCAACAGCUUCCAGUUACCUCCACCAGUUAACUCUACAGAGAAUGGUCACUCAGUUUAAAGAAAAAAGUGAAAAUCUACAAUAUGAAACUUCAAGCCCUACUGUACAAUUAAAAAUUCCUCAGCUAAGAAUAAGUUCUGUGUCCAAACCACAGUCUGAUACUGCUGGUCUUCUGGAUGUUAUGUACCACGUUUCUAAAACCUCCUCAGUCUUAGAAGGAUCAGCUCUUCAAAAAUUGAAAAAUAUCCUCCCUAAACAGAACAAAAUUGAAUGUUCUGGACCUGUAACUCACUCAAGUGUUGACUCCUACUUUCUGCAUGGGGACCUCUCUCCUUUGUGUCUUAAUGCUAAGAAUGGGACAGUAGAUGGAACCUCAGAAAAUACAGAAGAUAGUUUGGAUCGUAAAGAUAAUAAGCAACCAAGGAAAAAACGUGGCCGCUAUCGGCAGUAUGACCAUGAAAUAAUGGAAGAAGCAAUUGCAAUGGUAAUGAGUGGGAAAAUGAGUGUUUCCAAAGCACAAGGAAUUUAUGGGGUACCUCACAGCACUUUAGAAUAUAAAGUAAAAGAAAGAUCUGGAACAUUGAAGACUCCACCGAAGAAGAAACUCCGAUUACCAGAUACUGGCUUAUUUAAUAUGACAGAUUCAGGGACUGGCAGCUGCAAAAAUAGUAGCAAGCCUGUGUAGAAUAAUUGUUAGCAAAUUGUUUUGUGUGUGUGUAUGUAUGUCUGUAUACACACACUAUGUGAGAAAUACAUAUACUCACUCUGACAGAAGACAUGAAAUGAUACAGUUCAAAAACCACAUACAUGCCUUUUGAAAAAUAGUUUUAUUCAGGGUUUUCACUGUGGACAGAAUUAUAGAGAUGCUCACUUAAUUCUGAUAGUGUGUAUUUAAUAUAAUCCUUGUAUAAAUAGGUGAAAAGAUUCAGGUUUAUUUAGUAGUCACUAGCAUAAAGAUGUUUUGGGAAAACAAGUAUUUGUCAUGUGAAGCAUAAUUUUUAAUUGGUGAAGAACCACUUUACCCAUUCAAUUAUCCAUCUUAUUACGGAAAUACACAACCAAGGGUUAGCAGACUUUUAUAAUUCACAGAAUACUUGCAAUAAAUUGUAAGUAACUCAGAUUAUACACAGCAAGGGAUUUUUUUUUUAAAAAAAGAUAGUUCCUCACAAGGAAGUGGAUUUGUGAAGUAUUAGUAGGAUAUAGUACAUUCUGUGAAAGAAAAAAGUUCGUUAUUUAAAUAUCCAAUACGAGUAAGAAAAACAUUUCAUUACAAAAAUGUGUGUUUAGCAGGCAUAAACUGCAUUUUUUUAUCAUUUUAAGAAAAUUUUGUUGUUGGUUUAGGAAGAAAUUGGUGUUUACAAAGUGUACACUUAUGAAAUCUGAGAAAUUACUGUAGUUAUAGAAUUAUUAAAUAUGAAAUAAGAUGGAAUACUAAGAGCAUAAAAUAAUUUAAACUUUAACAUAAUUUUCCUUUUUAGUUUGACAAUUAAGGUAACUUGUAAGGUUUAAAAAGAAAGUUGGAAUGCAUCUUAGAGCAUGUUCAUAAUGUGCACAGAAUGAGCUUGAGAAUGGUUUGGGUUUGUUUGUUUUUUUGUUUAAACGUGCUGGUUAGUUGAUGUUAUGACUACUUAAAAUUUAUUUAAGGAUUGUGUCACACUCCUAUUGAAAAACCUCACUGUAACUGUAAUGUAUUUGCUGCUGUGACAUUUCAAAACAUUUUCAGUUUAACAAAAUGAAUACCAAGUUACAUUAUCAUCUUGCUAAUAACCAAAUUUGCAGUUCAGGGUCUUGAUAGAAAUACAAAUACGAAACAGUGAAACUGUUUUGAACUUUCAAUAAUAUAAAUUCUUUAUAAAUUUGGUAGUUAGAAGUUAGGCAGUUCAUUUUAAAUACGUAACUUUUAAUAGAAUUUAAGGGAGACCAAUUACCUUCAUAUUGCAGUUUUUACAUGAAUUUCAAAGUAUUCACAUUGGACUUUUUAUCACACUUAAUUUUUUUAUGUAAUAUCAGAAGUAUAUGUCUACAUAUGAAUGGGGGCUUGCUUCAUACAUUCACUACUGAACAUCAAUGCCCUUUUCCUUUCAACAUGUAAUUUUUUCUGUAUGUAUCUAUUUUGGCAUUAAAAAAAAAAGACUUUCUCCAACUUUUAUAUACAUCUUACACAUGCACACAUUUUUCCCCCCACUUAAAUUUGCAUGUGUAUGGGUUAAUUAUAGAAAUUAAAUGUGAUGUUAGAUACAUAUAGCACACAUCAGGUAAUUUCAUUUAUAGAUAAACUUGCCAUCAAAAUCAGUGGAGAGCAUACUGCAAUACUGGUGGCAAAAUCUAGCCCAUCUAUUAACACUACUGAAAAAUGACAACUUCCACUUUAAAGUAGAAUAAUCCUUUGAAACUGCACUACCAGUAUCUCAGUUCUUUGGUCUCUCAGAUCUAUACUGAAUCUUCUUCAGUCAUUAAGGUUUACUUGCAUAUUACAGAAUGAAUCUCUCAGGCACAUGAUGAUUCUUGGGGUGUCUUGUGCAGGGUCAGGAGUUGGAUUCAGUGAUCCUGGUGGGUCUCUUCCAACUCAGCUUAAUCUGUGAUUCUAUGAUUUUAAGCAGAAAUGUACCUGAUAAGGAGUUGGCAGAACAGCAGAUGUCAGGGUCAUCUUUUGUUUUAAAAGAAUUAAGCCAUAUUUUGUGAGGGCCAGAAGGAUUAAUUUGUGAAUAUAUCCCCACUGAAAAAUGCAGCUGAAAAAAACCUUAAAAGUUUCAACAUCUGUCUUUAUACAGUUUUACUUGCAAAAAUCUGGGGCUUCAAUACAUUGCCUAAUAUUUGUACCAUACUGAUGUUUUCUACUCCUCAGACAUUGUUAGAAAUUUGAAUCAGAACUUUAUAUUGAAGGCAAGUGACAGUACUCUUUUUAUAUCAUUUAAAAGAUGACCUGACCAAAAAUUUAACAGGAUUCAUAAAAUCAGGGAUCAUUUUACUAUUGACUUAACACUACUCAGUAAUUUUGUAUGUAAUAUUAUAAUUAAUUUUCAACAUUUUAGUACUUGUAUUUAUUUUUUGGUCAGAUAUAGUAAUUAAAAUAUUUUUUGAUAGUUUAUAGAUGAUACUCAACCUGUAAGUGUUUAAAGAACAGAAUUAUUUGUCUCUAAUUAUUAGGCUAAUGUUUAAUUACACAGCUAAGGAAAGGCAGGGAAAUGUGUAAAUUCUCCUCCCCCAACCCCUAUGUAUUUCAUUAAUGUCAUUUAAAUUAUACAUUUUGAACUGUUUUAUAAAUUCAGUUACCAGUCACUACUUAGUAAUUGACAACUUCUGAAAAUUCCUGUUUCAGCAGAAUUUUAAAUGAAGGCGAAAGCAAGCCCUACAUGCUUUCUACUUAUUUGAAUGUUUCUCAAGUAUUUUAUAUUAAAAAACAGUGCCUCUGUUUUUAGAACUACUGCUCAGUAAAGUUGUUUAAACCAUUUCUGGUAGCUAAUGACAAUUUUAUAUUAAAUUGUAUAUUAACUUUAGUGAGACUGAUUUUUUUAGUUGUUUACAGUACAAAUACUUGUAUUUGUUUUUUAAUUGCAGUAUUUCCAUUGUCGCAGUAAUUUAGUAAAACUCUGUGGCUGCCUUGAUUUUUGACAGAUUUUUGUUAACAACUGAUUUUUAGGCAAUUAGUUAUAUUUAUGCAUAAAUCAAUUGCACUAUAAUUCAUGAAUUAUUUAUUACAAUAUUUUCUAAUGAAUUCCAUGUAUUUGUCUUGUGUUGUAAAUGUACUGUAAUUCUGUUUCUUCUUUGUGUUGUUAUAUUCCUAAAUCUGAUUGUAUGAAUUUAAUUGUUUAGUUAACGUGUUUCUACGUUGUAAUUUGUAGUAAAGCACUUCAAUGCUUUUGCACAUAAAUUUACAACACUGAUGUGUGAUUGAUUUGCUCAUUCAGUAAAAAAAAAGAAAGAAACAAAAACCUGUACACUGACUUAUUUGACUUAUUCCUGAGGCACAAGUUGAUUAGUAGUGGCAUAAGACCAAGAACUAUACAAAUUAAGCUCAUAAUGACUAAUUUGUUAUGAGAAUUUUAUCAGAAAUAGUAGCUUUAAGGAAGGAUGGUUUCUUUUCUCAGAAUUGAUUAAUUACUAACGAGAAGAAAAUCAGAAAAUUAAUUUUCUAACACCCCCUUUAGUUAGCAGCUAAAUAUUAUAAAUAGUAUAUAGCUUUUUUGAGGUGCUUAUUUACGUAAUAAAGUCAGAAAACGAACAUUUGUAUAAGACAGAUUUAUAUUUCUAUAGUAGUUCCAUGCUGUUUGUAUGAGUACUCAAAACUAUGUUCUGUUCCAGUUUUGUUCCUGUUCCCGGUCUGUAAAGAUCUUGCUAGAGUGAUCUGUCUUCUCUGUGGCUGAGAUGACAGGGGAAGGACCUCUUUUGGGAGUCCUCUGAUAGAGCUCUUCCUUGAUAGUUUUUGUGGAGGAGGAAAAGUUUUACUUUCUUAUAUGUAAAUUAGUAGACUGAAGUCUGGUAAUUAACCUUAUCACAUUGCUGCCUUUGUGCCAUUUUUGUACUCUAGUCAAUCCCCACUCCAUGUUAUUAACUUCCCCUAUCUGCCAGAAGGGAAAUAUCAUUCCGUACUUAACCUUUGCCUUGAGCGAUACAAAAGGUACAAGGGUAGCAGUGCAUAUUGAUCCUCUCACCUCUCAACCCCUCCAUUUCCUGCCCAUUCUCUCCACCCAUCUUUUUGUCUGUGGUUUGGAGGAAGUGUGCAGUUGGUCAAAGUCAUAGGUCUUCCUUCUAUGAAAUUAUUGCUUGAGCCUUUUGUCCUGAGGAUAGUCUAAACUACAGUGUGACAACACAAAUUUAAUGAGAUACAGGAAACUGAAGUAUAAUUCCAUAGUUGUUUUGAAAAGCGACUAAAAAUUAGUAUGUUUAAAUAUAUUGACAUCUCUACAGGGAGAUACUUCAAGGAAAAUGUGUUGCUUUAAUGCUUGAAUUUGUUUGUGUAGUAAGCUCUGCUCCAAAUGGUCACUGAGUAAGAGCUCAGUGUGUUUUUACAAACUUGGAAGAUCAUUUGGACUGUGGAACUAUUGAAAUAGAAUAGAUGAAAGUUGUCUGUUGUCCAUCAGCUUUGGAAACUAAUGCAUGUUAAGGGAAAGCAGAUUAUAGAUGUCACACAAGGGUGGAUAGUCAGGACAGAAAUUGUUUUAGAAAAACGUCCAUUAUGUCUGUGAUAAUCAGAAUAUUGCUCUAUACAACAAAUUGAUCCCCACAUAUCAAAUUCAAAACAGUUUUGAGGCCUGUGUAUGAUUUGAUUGCUCACUUUGAGAAGGUUGUAAGGCUCCAGAAGUUUCUUUCACUGGUGAACAGACUUUAAGUAGCAGUUAUGGAAACAGGCCCUCUAUAUCUAAAGCUCUCCAGUGAAAUGAUAGGCACACCUUGUAAGUCUAGACAGAUAAAAAGGUACCUGAUUAGAAAUUCAGUCUAAAAAAAGACUGCUAUAGUUAUCUUUUUAGCAAAUCAGUACUUAACAAAUUUACUCUGGUUUACAAACAGAAUAUGGAAGAUGAAGGCCUAGUGGCAUGUUUCUGUUUGGGUUUUUUUAAUCCUUUCAAUACAUUAUUUCAAAUCAUGAUGCUGGGGAGGGCAAUUACUUUUUAUCCUUAACUGUAUUAUUAGAAUAAGCUUUCUUUUUACAAGUGUAGUGAUUUUGAUACCUUGUGACUCCUGAAUUUGUUGGAGUAACAGUCAGUUUUUUCUCAGUGUAGUGGCAUUUCAAAAAGAGUCAAAUCCUGACACUGACACUCCCUUGAAUAAUGCGGGGUUUACUUUAGAUUGCAAGUGCAAAGAGUACUUUUUUUCUUUUUAAGACUUAAUAGUUUCAGAUUAAAUUUAAUCACAACUUCAACUAAUACCAUCACAAUUAUCUUAUGCCUUUAUGAGUUAUUAUCAUCUAGACAACUGAUUUUGAAUGUAUACAAUUUCAUACUGAAUAUUAUAGGAGAAGGAAAAAAAGAGGAAUUAUGCACAUUUGGCUGGUUUUAAGCUCUAAAUUUUAAAAGCUGACUAGGACACUAAAAUUCCAAGAUUGCAUGUAGUAAGUUCCAGUAAGAAACUCAAAGCUGAAAGUUACUGAUGCUAAUAAUUUUGGGUAUGAUUUAAUUAAAGAAUAGGUAACUAUAUUUAAAUACAGCACAUUUAAUUUUAAAUAUGUUUGUUCAUUGAUCAGUACAGUUGUAAAACAAAUCAAAAUGAAAAUUUUUUGAAAUAUAGGCUUAAAUACAAAAAAAUUACAGGGGUUAACAGUAGGGAAAAACAUGUUAGUGUCAUGUUCAGAGUUUGGUGAUAUGUUUAAACUAUGCAUACUUUUCUAAAACAGAAUUCUUCCAACAUUUUCUGCUCAUGCAAUUGGUUUCAAUAAAACAUUUGAAAUAGGUGUUAACUAUCUGUUGAUAGUUGCUAUACAGCAUAAGGAUUUUGUAUUUAAUUGAAGAAAUACGUGUAUUAAUUUCUACCAUGGAAAUUUUUCAGCUUUUCAGUAUAAAUGAUUGAUUAGGUAAGUAGUGACAUUAGUUUUAAUAAUUUAUAAGAAAUGGAUUAAAUAGUUAAAGUAGUAUUUUAUAAGUUGGUUUUUUUUUUGCUAAUACAUUUGAGAACCACUGCUCAGCAAUCUUUAGAUACAGGCCUACCCUGUUUAAAGGAUAUUUAAAGGAUAUUAACUUUUAUCUCUACUUAUUCCAGUGAUGAUUAUCUCUCCCUCUGUUUAAGGAAUCUGUGUGUGCACACACAUGUGUGUAUAAUGUAUUGCAGUGAAGAGCUUGUGAUGCAACACUGCAAUUUUUUUAAAAACUGAAAGGGAAAAUUUUAUCUGCUAAGAGCA